AUGGUAUCAUGCCAGACGAUCGUUGUGAUGAUGAUGGUGGUAUUGGUCACAUUGCAGUGGUUGGGGUAUACUUGUAGUUUUGCAGAAGGUUACCCGGAAGACGAUUUGGUGGUGAGGCUUCCAGGUCAACCGAAGGUCGGGUUCAGACAAUUUGCAGGAUAUAUCAAUGUGGACUCGGAGAAUGGUCGUAGUCUGUUUUACUACUACGUCGAGGCUGUAAAAGAACCCGACACUAAGCCCUUAACCCUUUGGCUUAAUGGAGGUCCAGGUUGUUCUUCAGUUGGUGGAGGAGCUUUCACUGAGUUAGGUCCAUUUUACCCCACAGGCGAUGGUCGUGGCCUCCGCAUUAACUCCAUGUCUUGGAACAAAGCCUCGAAUCUGCUAUUUGUGGAGUCGCCAGCGGGAGUAGGAUGGUCAUACUCGAACAGAAGCUCUGAUUACAACACCGGGGACAAGUCUACUGCUAAUGAUAUGCUUAUGUUCUUGUUGAGAUGGUUCAAGAGGUUCCCAGAGUUGAAGUCUCGCAACCUCUUUCUCACUGGCGAAAGCUACGCUGGACAUUACAUACCUCAGUUGGCUGACGUGAUACUUACCUACAAUUCACGCUCAAGUGGGUUCAAAUUCAACAUCAAAGGCAUUGCAAUUGGGAAUCCACUUCUGAAGCUUCACAGGGACUAUCCAGCUGCAUACGAAUUCUUCUGGUCGCAUGGGAUGAUUUCUGAUGAAGUAAGACUCACAAUCAUGAGCCAAUGUGAUUUUGCCAGUCCACAGAACAUGAGCAAAGUCUGUACCGAUGCUAUCAUUGAAGCCCGCAUCGUCACUGAGUAUGUCAACUAUUAUCAUGUUCUCCUCGACUUAUGCUACCCGUCUAUUGUCCAGCAAGAGUUGAGGCUCAAGAAAAUGGCCACUAAGAUGAACAUGGGAGUUGAUGUCUGUAUGACAUACGAAAGAAGUUUCUAUUUUAAUCUCCCGGAGGUACAGAAGGCCCUUCAUGCAAACCGCACUCGCCUACCUUAUGAGUGGACCAUGUGCAGCAACCUGUUAAAUUACAGUGGCAUCUACUGGAACAUCGAUAUGCUUCCGAUUCUUAAGAAAAUUGUACAGAGCCAAACUCCUGUUUGGAUCUUCAGUGGAGAUCAAGAUUCUGUAAUUCCUCUUCAAAGUUCAAGAACUCUCGUACGAGAGCUUGCACAAGAUCUCAACUUCAAGACUACAGUUCCAUAUGGAGCCUGGUUCCACAAAGAACAGAUUGGUGGCUGGUUCACUGAGUAUGGAAGUCUACUAACCUUUGUAACGGUAAGAGGAGCGGCUCAUAUGGUGCCGUAUGCGCAGCCCUCACGAGCUCUACUUAUGUUCAGUAGCUUUGUGAGUGGCAGGAAAUUGCCUAACAAACCGCAUUUGUCUAUUGAUGAUUGA
This is a messenger RNA of Camelina sativa (false flax), 1416 nucleotides long. RefSeq names its product serine carboxypeptidase-like 43 (gene SCPL43). NCBI's taxonomy places the organism in Eukaryota, Viridiplantae, Streptophyta, Magnoliopsida, Brassicales, Brassicaceae. Gene Ontology annotation, biological process: proteolysis. The record is from RefSeq and is a predicted model, not a curated record. Gene Ontology annotation, molecular function: serine-type carboxypeptidase activity.